AGUAAUUCAGUCUGAUCUGAACAGCUGACGAUAGUUGGCACUCGCUCCCCAGCCCGUCACAUCUGCCAGUGCGGCAGUAUACCGUUGCGCUAUACGGCGCGAGGUGUGCGCUUACUGAACGCAGAUCGGCAGCCGAGUUUCGAACGUAUUCAAUCUUUUUCAUCAAUAAAAAUAUCGACUGAAUGCCUUCGUUAGCUUUUGCCGAAUUUAUCGUGUGAUUUGAAUGUUCUAAAUUUAAAAUUCAGUGGAACUUUGUGCAGCGUUUCUGCUGUAGUUGGUGUCGUAUUUUCGUCUAUGCAACGUCGUUGUUCGUGUUUGUUAUCGUAAGAUACUGCUGUGCUACGAAAGCCAAAUCAUGGAUCUGGAAUUUCGAAAUCUUAGAUACACAGUUGCCAGUCGAAUAACCAAAGGACAAAAAAGAGAUGUGGUCAAGGGAGUGGCGGGGCGGUUCCAGACUGGUCAGCUGGUGGCCAUUAUGGGACCUUCAGGGGCCGGCAAGAGUUCCCUGCUGAAUGCUGUCUCUGGAUACAAAUCAGCAGGCGUCUCGGGUGAGCUUCUAGUCAACGGGCAGCCGAGAAACGAAGUAGUAUUCCAGAAGUCCUCAUGUUACAUAACUCAAGAAGACCUUCUACAGCCACUCCUGACAGUCCGUGAGGCUAUGGACGUGGCUGCGAGGUUGAAGCUGCCGAAAGGAGCGAAAGUACAUUCAGAGGAAAUUCUGCAAGAGCUAGGGCUGUUAGAGCAUCAGAAUACCAAGACGGAUCAGCUCUCUGGAGGACAGAAGAAAAGGUUAUCAAUCGCGUUGGAGCUAGUGAACAACCCACCUGUCUUCUUCCUCGACGAGCCGACAAGCGGGCUGGACACCGUGACGACGAUGCAGUGUGUGAAACUGCUUCGGCAACUGGCAAGACAGGGACGAACUGUGGUCUGCACUAUACACCAGCCCGCGGCCUCGCUGCUCGAGCUGUUUGACCAGGUGUACGUGAUAGCAGACGGGCGCUGUAUCUUCCAAGGAGACACGACGGCAAUGGUUCCGUACCUACAGAGCGUAGGUCUACCUUGCCCACGUCAUCACAAUCCAGCUGACUUCAUAAUCGAGCUGACAGAAAACCCAAACAGCAUAGACAUCCUCUGCGAAGAGAUACUCAACGGGAAAUUGUACAAAUCAGCUAAACUGGAGAACACACCAAAUGAACCGAUGAACAGUAUGGCACUGAAGAUAUGCUACCAGAACGAGGAAAACAACGAAACGGAGAUAAUGCUUUCAAACGAGAAGUGUGUGUAUAAGGUCCCACAGUACAACGAGACGGACUCCAGUUCUAUAUCCAGCCAGGAAUCGCAGACGAUAAACUCUUCGUUGGCGUGGAUGAAGGUACAGAAAUCACAAAACUCCUGCGGGUACCCCACGACGUAUUGCGAGCAGUUUCGGAUAUUGCUAUGCAGAAUGUUGAAACAAAUAUUCAGAAAUAGACAAGGUCUAUGGAUCCAGACAAUACAUCACAUAAUGUGCGGCGUCCUGAUCGGCAUCUGUUUCUUCAACAUGGCUAACGACGGCACGCAGAUGUUCAACCAUCUCAAGAUGUGCGUCGGACUCGUCAUUUUCUUCGCUUACACCCAAAUCAUGGUCCCAGUGCUAGUUUACCCUCAAGAAGUAAAACUCGUGAAGAAGGAGCAUUUCAACCGAUGGUACAGUCUGACACCUUACUACGCGGCACUGACCGUGUCAAAAUUACCAGUGCAAGUGGCUUUAAACAUCAUCUUCUGCACCAUCGUGUAUUUCAUGGUCGGAGUCCCGUUCCAAGUGGCCAGAUUUACUGCCUUCUGCCUCAUCGGGAACAUUGUUUCGCUGGUCUCUGAAGGCUUUGGAUUGGCUAUUGGAUCCGUUUUCAGUGUUAGAAAUGGCUGUGCAAUUGGUCCAGCGGCAAUAGCGCCGUUCCUCGGCUUGGCCAUCUACGGGUUCGACUUUGCGCACCGCAUCCCUCUCAUGAUGAACAUCCUCAUGAAAACCUCCUUCAUCCGCUGUGGAGUCGUCGCUAUGGUCUUAACUAUCUUUGGCUUCGGGCGAAUGCCUCUCGAAUGUAAAGACGUCUACUGCCAUUUUGCUAAACCUGACGUCCUAUUAAAAUACUUAGACAUCGAAAAGAGCUCUGUCUGGUUAGAAAUCAUCACUAUGUUAGGCAUCAUGUUCGUGUUCAGAUCUCUCUGCUAUAUCGGACUAAGAUGGCGAUUCGCUACGUGAUCGGAUCAUGACAUGUCCUAACUAGGUUUAAUAUCAUGUGAUAUUGUCUUUAAGUGCUUUAUUUUGUUAGGUGCUCAGCCAGUACAAAACGAUGGCAUGUGAUAAGUAAGUAUACAUUCGUUUGGUCGAAAUAGUGAUAUAUUAUUUGGUAAUUUAUUUAUAGCUGGUUUGAAAAAUAAUAUUUCUAAGGGGCCAUUGUUUUUUUUGUAGUUUUCUUUUGUUUAGUAUUUUUUUCUGUGAACCGGCUUUAUUCGAAUUUUGGUUAAUUUUACUAUAUAUUUUUAAUCUAAAAUAUAGUAUAGUAUACUCGAAAUUCCUGAUUUUAUCGAAUAGUAUGGACUUCGUCCAGCCAAAGAUAUACCUAUUUCAUUUACAUUGUAUCUGAAUAUUGCGACUGAUACCUAUAAAAAAUAAUUGUAGUAUUUUAUUUCAUAAACUUAAUUAAUGUAAUAUAUUUAAAUAUAACUUGCCUUUAUUGUUGUCAUGUAGCGUAAAAUUUUGAAAUUUGUUCGAGUUCGCGGGUUCGAUGCAAAGAAGUUUAAAAGAAUUGAGAUAUUAUACCUAUAAACAAUUUAGGCUUUAAGUAAUGAAACUAUAGGUAUCUUUGUUAUACUUACUAUUGGUGUACCUACAGUAGUAGGUAAUAGGUGGUUCCAAAGGGAAAAUUAUUAGUCGUAAGACUUAAUAAAAAGCUGUGCCUAUCAAUGCCUCUCUAAAUGCAGUGCCUUUCAAUGCCGGAUACAAUUUAAUACAUUAUUGUUUUAGUAUGAAGAGUAAUAAGAUACCUUCAUACAUUGGGUAGCUAUAUAUGCUGGCCCAGUAUUUUUUUUAUACUUAAAUAUAGAUUUAUUAAGCGGCUGAAGUUCUUCAUGCGUAAUGAAAACUGUUUGAUCGAAAGAGACGAAUAUUCCCAUGAUGCAUUUGAGUCCGAUAGUUAAUGAAAGAGAGAGAUAGUAAAUGAUUUGAUCUGAUGCGGAUAUUCGUUUCCUUUACCAGAGUAUAAUAAUAUAAAUUGUUUGUCAAUUUUACUUUGUAUAGUAAAAUCAAACGGUUUUAAAGUGUUGUUGUAAGUGUCUACAACAUAAUGUAGGUAUAUUAAUAUUUAGAUGUUUAUUAUUUUGUACUUUUCUAAUAUCAAGGAUAUGAGUAAAUAUACUUAAUUAUAAAUUAUAAA
Messenger RNA from Pectinophora gossypiella (pink bollworm), 3413 nucleotides. RefSeq names its product ATP-binding cassette subfamily G member 4. Bases 356 to 2239 code for a protein of 627 amino acids. The record is from RefSeq and is a predicted model, not a curated record. Gene Ontology annotation, molecular function: ABC-type transporter activity; ATP hydrolysis activity; ATP binding. The transcript is spliced from 10 exons. NCBI's taxonomy places the organism in Eukaryota, Metazoa, Arthropoda, Insecta, Lepidoptera, Gelechiidae. Gene Ontology annotation, cellular component: plasma membrane.